GUUUGAUGAGUAACUUCUACUCUCUCUCUGAGAAAAUAACUUCAAUGAUCGUUCAUCUGUGAAUUACAACCUGUCGUUGGUCGUCUUGCUAUUAACACCAAACCAAAAGGUCACUUAAUCGAUUCCCUACUGGCUUACAACUUGCUCUAAUGCCAUUUAACAUACGUUUUUUUAGUGACGACGAGAAGGUAUCUCGGCUGGGAGGGUAAAGAGAUGGAAGUGAGGCUACUUUGUUUAAAAGGACUUAAUCUCUUGUUGCUUAUACCAUUCCUGGUGCAAGCAAAAGAGGUUGGCUCCAAAACUACAAAGACAAACCAAGCUUUGAUAGCAAACGCAACAAAGAAGAGUUCGGAUACUCUAAUGCAUAAAGGAGUUGUUUCAGACCAAAAGCCUCAAUCUUCGAGUCAGUUGACUGGACGGAGUGAUAGAAGGCUCGAAGUUCAGCGACCACUUGUAGAAGACGAAACACGAGAAUACGAGGAAGAAGUCAGCGAUUCGUCUCCUGCAACAGAUGUGUUAAGUGAAGUUGCAGGCAGAGAGAGAAACAAAGAAGAGGUGCUGGAUGCUGUGCGCCCGUACAAAUCUCAAGACGACGAAAAGUUUGACAUUCAAGAUAGAAGACGACAAGGUGGUCAAAUGUUAGGUAAGGAAUUAAACAAGAUGAAGAAUAAAGGCUUAAUGGCCGAGUCUGAAGAUGAGUCAAUUGCAGAAGCCGCUUCACGUAAAACCCUCGAGAUCUACAUUGCCGAGGAAAACGUCGUUCAGCAGAAGAAACAUGUUAACAACAGGACCAUUCCGCUCCCUCGAAAUGAGAGCAUGGCCACCGUUAAAAACGGAAUUAAGACAAAGAGCAGUACUGGAAUUGGAAUUAUCCGCAAAACGGACGCCACUGCCGAAAAGAUUGCUUCUGUCACCAGUAAAAGCCCUGCCGCCACAACAGCAACCGGUGCAACAUCAACCGGUGCAACAUCAGCCGAUGCAACAUCAGCCGGUGCAAUAGCAACCGGUGCAACAUCAACCGGUGCAAAAUCAACCGGUGCAACAUCAGCCGCUAACAGAACGGGGAAUAGGAAUAAUGCGGUAUUUCAAGAGGCUCUUGCAGCACACAACAAACUCAGAGCAAUGCAUCACGUGAAUCCACUUCAGUGGAACGUAACCCUAGCAGAGCAAGCACAGCAGACAGCAGAAUCUGUGGCCAGCGAUCCUUCCACCUUCCAAGGGGAGCCUCUCGGUGAGAACAUCGCUCAAAUAUGGCACGACUUACCAAGAGCGCCACUAAAGGCGACAACCAUAUGGUACAGUGAGAAAAAAGCUUUCAGUUUUUCAUAUCCACAGCUGAACGACAAAGUAAAGCACUUCACGCAAAUGAUUUGGGGAGAUACGAGCCAGUUGGGAAUGGGCGCAGCACCAAGCCCCAGCGGCAAGUACGUCAUAGUUGUUGCAUUGUACAGACCCGUGGGAAAUGACAUUCAUCGCAUCAGAGACAAUGUGCAAAGGCCGGGGCCGGCACAGGAUGUGUAUGCGACAAUAAAAGAAGAAAUUUCAAAACCAAAUAACUGAGAUUAGUUUCGCAAAGAAAUUGGCAUUUUGUCUUUUAAUGUUUCAUACUAAACCACGACUUCAAUUUUCCUCUAAAUACAAAAAGUAAAACAUGGGUACCACUCGUACCUUCUGUUACCAAAGUUAAUUCGAAGUAUAGGAGAAUAACUGGCACAGGAUUCUACCUGUCCAGCUUUAUUCUGCUAAGUUCAGUUUGUUAUGCUUGAAGAUCAAUUCUUUUGGGGAAGCAAGAGAUUUCCUGUUCAAGAAUGCUUGUCGUCGCUCUUUACAUCACAAUUUUGUAAUAUUUUGAUCUCGUUUAGUUUAGGUAAAAGCUUACCAGGGAAUAAUUUCUGUAAGCAUCGACUUAACAAAGAAUUAAACUUAAGCAAACUCGA
Molecule: messenger RNA, 1937 nt
Organism: Stylophora pistillata
Lineage: Eukaryota; Metazoa; Cnidaria; Anthozoa; Scleractinia; Pocilloporidae
Source: RefSeq, a predicted model, not a curated record